This is a messenger RNA of Chlorella variabilis, 825 nucleotides long. RefSeq lists its product as hypothetical. Gene Ontology annotation, molecular function: alpha-1,2-mannosyltransferase activity. Gene Ontology annotation, biological process: protein N-linked glycosylation; cell wall mannoprotein biosynthetic process. The record is from RefSeq and is a predicted model, not a curated record. The annotation marks the transcript as partial. The transcript has 6 exons. Gene Ontology annotation, cellular component: membrane; Golgi apparatus. NCBI's taxonomy places the organism in Eukaryota, Viridiplantae, Chlorophyta, Trebouxiophyceae, Chlorellales, Chlorellaceae.
AAGCCCCGUGCCUGCAUCCUCAUCCUGGCCAGGAACAGCGACCUGCACGGCGUGCUGAGCAGCGUGGGCCAGCUGGAGCGGCGCUUCAACGCGGCGCCACACGCGCGCUACCCCUACUGCUACCUAAAUGACCGGCCCUUCUCUCUUAAGUUCCGCGCCGCGGUGACGGCGGCCACUGCCGCGCCCUGCUUCUUUGGGCUGGUGCCGCAAGAGCACUGGAGCUACCCGCCCCACAUCAACGUCAGCCGCGCCGCGGAGCUGCGGCAGGCGGCACGGCGCCGAAUGCCCUACGGCGGCAGCGAGAGUUACCGUUUCAUGUGCAGAUACUUCAGCGGCUUCUUCUUCGACCACCCGCUGCUGGAGGGGUUUGACUGGUACUGGCGGGUGGAGCCCGAUGUGCACUUCAUGUGCAACCUGCCGGGCCGCGAGCGAGACCCCUUCCGACACAUGCAGGCCAGCAACCAGAGCCUGGCGUGGACCAUCGUGAUGGACGAGGUUCCGUCCACCAUCCCCAGCCUGUGGCCCGAGGUGCAGCAGUGGCUGGCAGACAACCCGCAGCACGCCACGCAGCAGCAGCGGCAGCGGGUGCUGGCGUCGCCCUACGGGCGCAGCCGCUUCACGGGGUGCCACUUCUGGAGCAACUUUGAGGUGGGGCGCCUGUCCUUCUUCCGCAGCAAGGCCUACCGCUCCUUCUUUGCACACCUGGACGCCGGCACCGGCUUCUUUUACGAGCGGUGGGGCGAUGCGCCGGUGCACACGCUGGCGGCGGCGGCACUGUUGCACCGCGACCAAAUCCACUUUGCCCGCGACAUUGGGUACAAGCAC